Molecule: messenger RNA, 1353 nt
Organism: Brenthis ino (lesser marbled fritillary)
Lineage: Eukaryota; Metazoa; Arthropoda; Insecta; Lepidoptera; Nymphalidae
Source: the annotation of a GenBank genome assembly
AUGAUGACGACGAUGGCGGGCCAUCAUAAGACAAUCUCCAUUAAUGACUAUCCCGAGCACCUGAAUCCGUUCCGGGAGGAGGAUAAUCACAAUAAAAUCAGGUUUUGGACAAUCGGUAGAAAAUUAAGCAGGUCUAACAGUAUUUCGUUUUCUGGAAUAAAGGACCUAAAAAAUUCAUGGUCUUUACGCUCUUUUAUGAGAAAAGGAAAGAAAGACUCAUCAGCGUCCGGCACUCGCAGCACAGUGGGGUCACCUGAGCGUGCUGACCGCUACGUGUACGGUGGCUCCGUUACUCCAUUACCGCGCUCGCGAUUCCAAGAACGCUUGCGCAGCUCUCAACUAGAAGUCAAUUCGCUUAGUGCCACCCCCCGCAUGGCUCGUAGCGAUAUAACGGGAUCAAGGCUGAGCGUGGAGAGCACUAACCCAUUUGAUGAAGCGCCGAUACCACCCAUACGGGCUUCACGUCGCAAGAAAAAACGUGCUCCGCCACCGCCUUCUGUUACAACUGCUGACGACUCAGUAACCAACGUACCGCAAGCAGAACUGCACAUUACAGAACCAGAUGACAGCAAGACCUUAAACGUAACUGUUGACGAUGAUAUUGAUGAUAUAAAUAUAAAGGUCGAAUUAAAAAUCGUUGAAGAUGAAGAAAACAGUAAUAUUAAAAAAGAUUCAAGUCCUGAAAAGCUUCAAUCGGAAAAACUUGACGAAAAUCAACGAAAGCUAAAUUCAGAUGAGGGAGACACCAAAGAUUUAGAUGAUAAUAGCGAAAAUCGAACACAUAUUGACGACACAGUGGAAGUCAGGUCAAAAUCAACAAAAGACAUUGCUUCUGAUUUAUCCUUUCCUAAAAUAGAUAUAAUUAAGUAUAGAAGAAACUCUAGCGUAAAUGAGGAUGAUAUAAGACUUCGACGAGGGAAUCUAGAAGACUUCCACUCACUAUCGAAUAAAAGGAGUAAAAGUUUAACAAGCACCCUAGAUGGUAGCUACAUAGCUUGUGACAUAAAUUUAAACCAACACAAUGUGGAUAUCAAUAGGAACGAAGAGCCUCAAAAAGUUGUUUGUAAAGUAUACGACGACGCGAGAAAAGAAAGCAUUGACAAUUCCAUAUCAAGCACUGAAAAAGAUUUUCAAGAAAUCGAUAAAGCAACUAGAGAGCUGGAAAGAGAAAUAAAUAAGCUUAACACGGCACUGAUAGAAGAUGAUCUAAGUUUUGAUAACGGUCGACUUUCUGUGUCCGAAAUAAGACAGAAAUUUGAUAGGAAUGGCGCUAAUUCGCCAAACCCAAUACCAAAACCCAGGAGAAGUCACUACGGUGAAUCUGGCUCUCCUGCAAACGGAAAUAUACAGACA